Messenger RNA from Hydra vulgaris (swiftwater hydra), 468 nucleotides. RefSeq lists its product as uncharacterized. Gene Ontology annotation, biological process: DNA integration. The record is from RefSeq and is a predicted model, not a curated record. Gene Ontology annotation, molecular function: nucleic acid binding. Lineage: Eukaryota; Metazoa; Cnidaria; Hydrozoa; Anthoathecata; Hydridae.
AUGGAUGUUUCUUCAGUUAUUUGUGCACUAAAACGAUUUUUUGCAAGAAGGGGUUAUGUAAAGAUGUUAAUUAGCAAUAAUUUUUCUAUGUUCAAAUCAAAGGAACUAUCUAGAUUUUUAUGUACCAAAUUUAUUAAGUGGAAAUUUAUUUUACCGCUUUCCCUAUGGUGGGGAGGGUUUUAUGAGAGAUUAAUACGUAUAGUUAAAGGAGCGUUAAGGAAAACGCUGGGGAAAGCUUGGCUGACAUUUGAUCAACUGAAUGCAGAGUUAGCAGAAGUAGAAAUGAUUCUAAACAGCCAACCUUUGUGUUAUGUGUCUGACGGAGACGAUGUGGAGCCAUUGACUCCAUCUCAUUUAACUGUUGGCAGAAGGCUUCUUAGUCAAGUAGGAUCAGUUAAUACAGAAGAUCCAGGCUCAGUUAAAAUUAGUGCACUGGAGCAAUUUAAACAUUUAAAGACCUCGAUUUAG